UCAAUUAGAGUGUAAAAACGUUACGCUCCACGGAAAACAAACGGAAUCGUCAGAAACGCCAGAAAUCAUCCGUAUCCGCCGUCAUCAGACAUCCGUUCGCAGGAUACAACCAAAAUAAUAUAUAUAUAUAUAUAUACACAGUCUCACAACGAAUACGAUAAAGCAAUUGCAGGAAACUAGCCAAAAACGUGGAAAUUCCCCGUAAUUGUGGAUUUUCAAGUGCUACGAUUGAAAAUUCGCAAGUGCAAUGUGAAAGUCAGCUUAUACGACAGCUGAAUGUGUCCGUGUGUGUGUGCUAGUGAGUGAGAGUGUGCGUGGGUGUGCAGGAGUGUGUAAAUGUAAAUACCACGAAAAUCGCUGAACGCCGAAAAAUAAAGCACAAGGAAGAAGGAGUAGGAGGAGGAGAGGAGAGGAUAGCAGGAAUCAGAAAUCAGCGAGGACGAAGCCAGAGGCAGUUGAAGAAGAAGCAAAAGAGAAGCAGGAGCAACAGCAACAGCAACAGCAACCGUGCUGACGCCGUAGGAGCAGCUGGGUGGGACAAGGACUGGUAGCAGGAACAGGAGCAACAGUCGCGGAGGCAACGUCGAGACGCAUGCACGCUCCAUGCUCGCUGCUGGCUGAUGGCCAAAGGACUCCACGGAAUCGCAUACGGAACUGGGACUCCAGAGAAAGUAGCACUACCAGCAGCGGCAAUAGCAGCAGUCGAACUCAAUUGAAUUGAGAGCCGAAAAAAAAGAGGAACCCUUCGUCGCAUCAAGCAUACGCCCCAUUGCGCACACCUGUGGACAGAGUGCAGCAUGUCAACUUCAAAGCAUCACCAUUACCGAGUCCUCUGCGUGUGGCUCCUUCUCCUGCUAUCAACAUCAUCAUCGGCCAGCGCCGCAGUGAGUGCGAUUGCAGAGCCAGAGGAGGCGGCCUUUCAAGGCCACUGCGGACACACCAGCCCCUGUGAGCAACUAUGCUACGAGAUCCACGAUGGAAUGUACGAGUGCGACUGCAUCGAGGGCUAUGAGCUGAACAAGAACGGUUACAGCUGUCAAGUAAUUAACGCCACUGCCAAUGGUUUGGAUGGGCGUGGCAAAUCGGACGAGGAUGUUCUCUACCAGAAGGGCGCCUCGUUCAGUGCCAAGUUGGCUAAUGACGAUGGUGGCAAGACGAUGGCCAAGUCUCCGUUCGUAGGAUCUGCAUCGCAAUCCAACUCGCCUUCGGGCAACGGAAACGGUGAGGAUGAGUCUGGGUCAGAAAGCGACAGCUACGAUUAUGGCGAGCUGGAGGACAGCAAUUCGGAGACACAGGAGCAGAAGCAGCAAUCGCUGAAUCUUCAGCAACAGCAACAGAAAGUCAAUUCAAACGAUUACUACAUAUCAGCGGAGAGCAUCAACUUCAAUUCGGAGUCCGAGGGCCAGGAGCAGGAUGUGGCCGACUUCAAGGCGGCCAGCACCAUGCCUCCCACACCCUCAGUGCCGCCGACUUCCAGCAGAAGCACUACAAAAGCAACCACCACAACAACCAGAAGAUCCCCAACGGCAACUGGAGCCACCAGGGUUAACCAAAACCAAGUGGAUAUGGAUUACGGGGAGAGUGAUGGCAGUGAUGACUACAGCUACAGCUAUAAGUCGGACAUGUCCGUCUACGACGAUGUCAACAAUAAUCAAUUAAACUUAAGACGCAACAGCAAAUCGCAAACAUAUCAGCAGACAAGCAAUACUAACACAGCCAAGAACAGGAGGAAGAACACAAACGUAACCAGCAAUAAGGUUCAAAUGCAUAUCACAAGGGAGACCAACCGACUUGGCAACAUAUCAGCAGCGGAGCAGAUUGGAGUGGGAACAACCAUGACAACAGACAGUUUAAUCAACUUAUCCAACUGCAGCAGCACUCCCACAUGUAAUCUGGAUUGCGGUUCCGAUGGUAUCUGUGCCUUGGAAGCCACUGCCGCCAGCUCACGAUGUCUUUGUCCAUUUGGUAAAACGGGCACUGGCUGCCAGGAAGAUAUUCGAGCCCAUGUGCCUCGUUUCGCCAAGCGAUCCUGGCUAGCAUUUCCCGCUCUCCAUGGCGCCUACAAGCACGUUCAACUGCGCAUCGAAUUCCGUCCAGAGUCUUUUGACGGCAUUAUCCUAUUGAGCGGGGAGCGCGAUGACCUCACCGGAGACUUUAUGGCUCUUUUACUAAACAAGGGAUUCGUGGAGUUCUGGUUUGACUGCGGUUCCGGCGUGGGCAGCGUCAGAUCUCGCGAGACCAUCUUGUUAAAUGAAUGGAACUCCGUGAUCAUCUAUCGUCAUCGAUGGGAUGCCUGGCUGGUGCUCAAUCAUGGCACAAAAGUCCAGGGCAGAUCGAAUGGUUUAUUCUCACGCAUUACCUUCCGGGAACCAGUCUUCCUGGGUGGAAUAGGUAACAUCACUGGAUUGGCCAAGCGACUGCCCCUAGCCGAGGGCUUCGCCGGCUGCAUUCGUCGCUUUGUAGCCAACGAACAUGAUUACAAGUUCACAGAACACCCUCUGGGUGAUGUCAUCAAUGGAUUUGAUAUACAGGACUGUUCCACGGACAAGUGCGUGAGAUAUCCUUGCCAGCAUGGUGGCAAGUGCCUGCCGUCAGAUCAGGGCGCUAUAUGCCUGUGUCCCAUUGGAUUCGUUGGAGAUCUUUGCGAGAUUCGAAUGGACCUACAGGUUCCCGCCUUUAAUGGUUCAUCGUUCCUACGCUAUGCUCCACUGGGCGAUACAGCGCUCAUCUGGUUAGAGCUUAAGGUAACCCUAAAGCCCGAACAGGCAGACGGUUUGAUUCUUUACUCAGGUCCAGAACAUCGAGGAGACUUCAUAGCCCUCUACCUAAGCGAUGGCUUUGUAGAGUUUGCCUUUGAUCUCGGUAGUGGUCCAGCUUUAGUGAGGAGCGAGCAUUCCCUCAGUCUAGGUCAAUGGCACACAAUUAAGAUCUCCCGAACAGCUAGACUGGCAGUGCUCAAGGUGGAUCAGCACCAGGAGGUUAUGACUAUCUCGUCGAACGGCUUCUGGCACUUGUCAUUGGACCAGAAUCUCUUUGUGGGAGGCGUGAACCACGUGGAUCGCCUUCCUCUGGACCUUAAGUACAAACCCUUCUUCGUUGGCUGCAUCCAGAGGAUUGACAUCAAUGGCCACUCGCUGGGCAUUGUGGCGGAGGCUUUGGGUGGCAGCAACAUCGGCAACUGCCCUCACGCCUGUGUGGCGCGACCCUGCGGCCCCCUGGCGGAGUGUGUGCCGCAAAUGGAGAGCUACGAGUGCCGCUGCAGCAUCCACAACGAGCGCUGCAACAAGGCCGCCGAGGUGCCGCCCGAGCAACUGCCCGAACUGGCUCUUCACAAGUCCAAGGUCCUUGAGUCGAAGGACAAUGGUGAGGCAGUGAAGAAGGUGUCUGGUUUGGUGCACAAGAAGCAUUCCAAGAAGCACAGGAAUUUGCAUAAGCCAACCCCUGCCACGAGCACGAGCACAAGCACAAGCACCUCAACCUCCACCACAACCACUGAAGCUCCUGAGAGGUCGGAGGAAGCCACUGCUGGGGCGCUAAGCAACGAGGAAAUCGAAGAUGAUAUCAUAUUCCGUUUUGUGCAGCAGCAACAACAGCAAAGAGAGCUCAAGAAGCAUAGGCAGCAGACGUCUACUACAGCCUCUUCCACUUCGACCUCCACUGCCUCGCCUAAACCAAAACCAAGGCUUUCAGGGAAGCACCACACCAGCAAGCAUGAGCACCAUCAGAAGCCAAACGCAGCAUUCACCCACAAGCUGAGUCGCCUGCCCACCCACUAUGAGAGUUUCCAGACGAACCCCGACAGCGACAUCCUUACCUUCGACGAUAACAACGACUGGGUGGCCAGUCUGCAGCAGCAGGAGUAUGGCGAUGCCAUGGCGGCCAGUCAGGCGCCAUUGGCCUUUGAGGAUGGAAACCCUGGUAACCCCAAGUCGAACGAAAACAACGAUGAUGAUGAGGACGCCUUUGUGUUUGAUGAGUCUCUGUUCGACCCCUCGGACGGCACAGAGGAGUACCAACGCAAGCAGCUGGCUCAGGACAUGAAGCGCAUCAUGUCCAACUCGAAUACGCACUCUAGCCACAAGAAGGCUGAGGUCCAGUUCCCAUCGCAGCCAAAUCAAGACGAGGGUUCUCCCAACGAUGAUACUUCUCAGUACAGCGAUGAUUACAACGAUGAUGAGCUUUUGACACCUGUUAUGCAGGCCGGAGAAGAAGUUAAGACAGAUCAGCAUGUAUCCAGCACACCACAGACCCACACCGAUUGGAGUCUUCUGAAGAAGAUCGACCUAUCCGCUGAACAUCAAUCGCAAGUUCAAGGAGUUCGAAAGAAUUUCGGAGCUUGCUUCGCUGGCAGUGACAGCUAUUUCCACUACAACGACGCGGACACCAUGAGCCAGGUGAUCAGCUACAGCAUCGACCUCAACCUGCGUAUUAAGACGCAUUCGGAAAACGGCGUGAUCCUGUGGACAGGUCGCCAGGGAACGACGGAGGAACACGAUGACUAUCUUUCGUUGGGCAUCGAACAAGGGUACUUGCACUUCAGAUAUGAUUUGGGAUCUGGUGAGGUUGACAUACGCUUUAAUGGCACCAAGGUCAGCGAUGGCCUGUGGCAUCGCGUAAGAGCUAUAAGGAACUCUCAAGAGGGCUAUCUAGAGGUAGAUGGAAGAAAGACAGCCACACUACGAGCCCCUGGAAAACUCCGUCAGCUUAAUACAGACACGGGCCUGUAUGUGGGUGGAAUGCCCGAUGUGGGAUACUUUACGCACCAGCGCUACUUCAGCGGCAUUGUCGGCUGCAUCUCGGAGAUCGUUUUAGCCGGCGAAAUGAAACUGAACUUCGACCCGAAUACGCUGGGAACGGAGCACAACGUGGAGACGGGCCUCCUAUGAAACACUGCACGCACGCCUCAAGACUUUUGAUAUCAACUAGUUUAAAUGUUAUGUUAACCACACAAAUGUCCUUCGUCGGUUUGUGUUUGUACAAAUACGCUUUUAAAACGAAAACAGAGAGAGAAAACGCAGAGUUGGAAGGGUGAGGAACAUUUUUUUACACCAGAAGACGGAGGAGUGACGAACUAAAUCUAGAAGGGAAACAUACUACAUAUUAUAUACAAGCAUAUUGAGUAUAUAUACAAAGGCAUACAUAGGUAUAUAUAUAUAUAUUUAAAGCAGAGGAAACCAAAUCCAAAAAAAACCAAGGCACGCUUCUUAUAGAGCCUGUGACUGUCAAUACUUCAGAUCGGAAUAGUUUAUAUAUAACUUUAGCAAAGGAUUUAUAUCAGAGAAGUAUGUCAUAUAGAAUAUGAAACAAGUGCAGAAGAAUCUGAGUAACCAAGCUGUCCAUUUGGCGCGAUUUGCUAUUGGCGAAUUAACGAAAUUGACAAAUUACGAAUAUCGAUAGCGAUACUUUAGUGUGUGGUCGCUUUUUUGAACGAACCGUUACGCUUUAAAUGCAAAGCUGCCAUCUUUUUGUACCACACACACACAGACAAAAAUAACAUGUACACUAACACGCACUCGACUAACACGGUAACAAAUGCAUAUUGGCAAUUCUUUCGUUCUUCGCAUUGCUGUACCUUAAACUAUGAACUGUAAACUGUAUAACUGUACAUUCUGUACUAUUUGGCGCUUCUUGGAAGGUCUAGUCCAAAAUCGAACGAAUCAAAGACCGUUAGGUGGGAGGAUGGUUAGAUGGUAGACGAGAUGAAAGAAAUAGGAGGCGAUGAGAGCUAGAAGAAGAAACAAACAUAUUAAGUGGUAAGUUAAUAAAUGUGUAGCGUGUAUUAGCUCGUAAGUCGGCACACUCGUACACACACAUAUACACAGAGUCACACAAACACAAACACAUGCCUGCCUAUAUUAACUUUUAUAUCAAAAUCGUAAGAUACUAAAGACACCAAAGAAACUUAAGACAUACGUAAGGACACCAAAAAACACACAAACAAACACUUGAAAACACGCUGAACCAGAAUUGAAACUUGUGAGCGAUUUUUAACAAUUUAUACUAAUACAAUACAUACACAACAACAACAAACAGAAACAACAACAAGAACAAACUCAAAAACUAGCUAAUGGAAAACAAACCAAAAACGAAAGCAAAGCAAUUUAACAAUCCCAUAGCGAAAUUUUAAAAUGCGAAACAAACAACUAAUCCGAAUAGCCUGUUGAAACAAUUGUAAAAGAGCGAACAAAGUAUGGUAAUAAUGGUAAAUUAAAAUUAACUAAGGAGGGAAAACGUUUGUAUUCGUCUUAUGAGUAUAAUUUUGUAGCUUAAUGAGAUAACAACCACGUAUGUAGUUAUAUAUACAUCAUAAACACAUAUGCGUAACUAUAUAUGACUAUGAGAAACUAUAGAAACAAUGGCGUAAAAUGAAUAAAGAAAUCACAACCACCAAUCAAUGUAAAACUAAAUUAAACGACAUUCAAUGUAGCUUAUUUAUAUGACAAAUGGAAGUCGAGGCAUUGAGAUAUUUAAUUUCGUACAUUGGUUUGCAGAAAAUAAAGAUAAAAAGAUUCUAAA
Molecule: messenger RNA, 6516 nt
Organism: Drosophila eugracilis
Lineage: Eukaryota; Metazoa; Arthropoda; Insecta; Diptera; Drosophilidae
Product: pikachurin
Exons: 15
Coding region: 798-4886 (1362 amino acids)
Molecular function (GO): calcium ion binding
Source: RefSeq, a predicted model, not a curated record